GACAAGCUAGGCUCUAGUAAAACAGUAAAAGUCUCGAUGCCAUGUAGAGCAAGCUGAGUCUAUACGUUUGUGCGUGCUCGCUUUGUUUUUGUGUUAUCCCUGGCCGCUGUUGUGGCUGCUUGAUUUCUCGCUUCUCUCCUGUGCGUUUUGUUGCUUAUCGUGUUCUUGUUUGUAUUAGUUUUGGUCAAUUUUCUUGAACUUAUUUUUGGGAACACAUCCCCAUGCUGUGUGAUCAGUCGUGUUCAGUCUUUUUUGGUGCUGUUGUGGCUGCUGCACUGAAUGGACGCUGUUGUGCGCUUUGCACCGUACCAGUGUCUAGAGGCUAGCCUCUGUUCAGCAGCGUGGUAGCGCUGGUGGAACACGUCCGAUGAAAUCGGUGUGGAUCAAGGAGGAGCAUCCGCUUUUUACCACUCCCUUGGUAGAUCUCUGGCAGUGCGUGCUAAGUAGCGUUAUGCUUUCCUGAAGGUGGAACACGUCUUGUGAACCCUACCAGUGUGCCAGGCCAUUCCAGUCUCAAGAUGCUUGCCCAAUAUGAAGAUUUCAGCAGGUGUGCAAAUUCAUGGGAUUGGCGAGUGGACAUCUUGAAGGAGGAGUACUCCAAGCUGGUCAUGAUUAUUCACCCUGAGGUAGAUAUUCUUGACCGCCUGUAUGAGACUGAUAUCAUUCCGAUUCGUCUUCGGGAGCUCAUUGAGAGCAAUGGAAAGGAGGAGCGCUCCUCUGAAGACCAAGCCAAACGCCUGCUGCGUGAACUGCCUCGUCUCGGACCCCAAGCUUUCAAUCAGUUCUACCGAGCAGUGAAGAGUUCCACCCUGGAUGCUCAUAAGCAUGCCGCAAAGUUCCUGGAGAACAAACUGCAAAUAAAAGCCGACCGAAUGGCCGCAGAGAAACGGCAAGGGGCUGGUUUGAGGGAGCGCAAAUAUCGUUCCCACUAUCAACCUGUCAGACGUGCAGCGCCGUCUCAAGCCGCCCAGUCCAGUACCAAGUCUAUGACUGAAGUACACAAUGAUAUGGUGGUCGAGAAGCCCAUAAUGCGUCCAACAGCUUGCCCAAAUCCAUCAGCUCAUGCGGAUCCAGUAACACGAGAGUUUCACAGAACUCUAACAGAUCCAUCUGCAAGUCAACAUGGCCUGCUGGAUGCAUCUGGGGCUGGAGAUGGAGCACAUCGUUGGCCGGGGCCAGCAAGGGAAAGUUUCCAACGAGCUCCAAGGGAUCAAUAUCUGGAAAAGCAAAUGCCACGCACAACACACCCAGCAAGUUCAGCAGACUCGUCUGGUCAAAGUGACUGGGGUAGAGAUGAGGAAAAGAGGAGACAAAACCAAGACCGCCUUGGCCAGUUAGGUUCUGUGAACCGCAAGACAAAAAGGAACGCAGGCCCCAGUUCAACCAAUGUGGCUACAGACAGCUCACAAGCAAAGCCCAGUCCCGCAAAGCCACCAAACAAUGCUCAGGGCCAGUCCACUGGGCAACCAGGCGAGGAGGCGAUCAGUGAACGAGGCAAAGCGAAGCCUCAAUCAGGCUGCCAACCGCAGACCAACAGAGAGGACUCUUCAACAACUGCAGCCAUGUCCUCAGUUGCAAAUGCUGGUGAUACGGCUGCUGGCAGUGGGAGUACUGGUAGCACAGCUGCAGCUGUGAUUUCGGCCAUUGCUCGUCCUCAUGAUGAUACCGCACCCCGAGAACGGUUCUUGGACGUUCAGCAGCAAAACACCGGCUUAAAUCCUGCGUCGGCUGAACACCGCAACAAUAAAAGUCCAAGGAUGAUGUCACCUAAUGAGCCUGCGAAUAGCCCAGCACCCACAGGCAUAGGGUCCAGUGCAAAGAACAGUGAGCAGCAGAUGGACAUCAAGGGAACAUUGUUUCUCCGCAAGGAUUCGCUAGAGGAGGACGAGGAAGCAGCUUCUCAACUUGAUCUAAUCUUGAGUGAGGACUUUAGAGAGCUCCUGUCAAUGCCUGAAGACUUUGUCACCAGUGAUGCUGAGAUACAGAGUUUGCAGAAAGAAAGUCACCAAACGGAUGCGUUUGCAAUCAUGAAUGCUAGGAUGGUUGAUGACAGCAGUAAAGCUAGGGUGAUCACGGCUGUGCAAGAGGUGUUAGGCAAGGCCAAUGUCAAGGUGUACCCGUACUACUAUGCAGAUGAUGACCGCAGUCGACCUUCGCAGGAUGCCAAUGAUGGUAAUGCACAAGGACUGGGGGAUCGCUUGGGACAAGAGCUCUCAACAAGCACCAAAGCAUUGCUGCGAUCUGUGAGCGGGACCAUCUAUGUUGCCAUGCAGCUUCUUUGCACUCAAGAGCUGACCAUUCUUCAAUUGAAAGGCUGUCUUCAGCUGUGCGGAUUUUUGGUGCAGAAUUUCGAGCUGAAACAGAAGUCAGCCACAUUGUACUCAAGCGACUCAUGUUUUAGUGACAAACUUCAGCAAUGCCGGCAGACUUCAUUGUGCACUAAAAUCAACAUGCAUCGUAAUAAUCCUGCAUUUGCCGAAGUCAAGGCAAGAAUGAUGCUGGCACUGAACAUGGCAUGUGGCCGCAGAAAGGUGAAUGUACUGUCCAGCAACCGGUGCCCGAUUUUGUCCGAUCAAGAAUCGUCAUCAAGAAAGGCAACAAUGGCGCCAGUCCCAUCAGCGGACGUGUUUGGAUGGCACAUGUCUGUCGAUGUGCCGGCACCAGCAAUGUCGCAUCCACUUCCAACGCCAGUAUCAACAGCACAUCGCUCCUCAGUUCCACCUGAACAAAUCUAUAAUGCAGGUGUGGCAGCAUCAGCAGCAGAAGCAGCACCAGCAAUGGCAGCGGCAAUGGUGGCAGAGGACGCUGGAAGUGUUGACGCUUGGCAUCUCUCUUCGUCGUCCUUUGUGUCUGUGACUUCGACUGAAGGAAGCACGCCACUGCAACUUGAAAGUCAUAUGCGAGAAGAUGAGAUACUUGAAUACACUGAUGGCAGCAUGUCCACUAUAAGCAGUGAAAUGAUGGACGCAGAGAACUCGUUCUCUGCUGAUUUGCCAUCCCGCAGCGCCUUUGCAAGUGAACGGGUCAUCACAAGUUCUCGGCGCAGAUCACGGUCAUUAAUUUUGCAGAGUGUCAGCAGCCCUGACAGGAGACCGGGUCAGUCUGUGUCGGACAGUGAGUGGGAUAGUCCGGACAGAGCAGAGAGCACCGACUGGACGUAUAUCCGGGACCAGCCGCAGCGACCACCCUUGCCAACUUCACCAUCUGUGCCAUACUCCCGUUCUACCAGUUACAGCAUGGCCGUGUCCAGUGCAGCUUGCAAUCAUGAAGACAGCUUUGUGGAGAGUACCUACUCUUCUUCUUCCGACAGCAGCGUCCCAGUUGCAACGGAGCAGGCGUCUGAAAGUGACGAACUACACUUCAACAGCACAUCCCGUUCCAUAAAGGCGGUUUUGCAGAAAUCCGCCUCGCCAUGUGUCGAUGAAUCGCGUUCCACUGAGAUGGAAGUCACCACUUCCAAAGUAGCUACUGCCAGCCAGGAUCAUGACCGUUCAGGCGUAAGGACGACUGUGUUUAGCAGCACAUCGCAUGUCCAUGUUGAAGUCAAGCGUCCCACGGACGAGGCAGGAAGACACAAUGUAUCUGCAGGCGAUGCCACUGCGAGCACUGCAAUUGGAGCGACGUCUACUGAUGCAGGAAUGAUUGACGAAACUGGGGGGAAGGCCGCAGCUGUAGCCAGUGCAACCAAUGCCGUUGCGUGUGCUGCUGAUGCCAAUGUAUCGUAUACCCCCGAGUCACCUACAGCUGUCAGAGGCCAAGGCCAGCAGCCAUCACUAUCAAUGCAGUGCACAGAAACCACACCAACAACGCCCAACGGCCGGUCGAUUUCAAGACACUUUCAUGGCUGGCUGGGCUUGGGUGCUGUGCGCAAUGAAUCACCGUUGUUGACGAGAGGCAACUCCUCCACCCCUAGUGAAUCAGCUGCAAGUCCCAUACGACAGCUUGGUCGCCAGUUUAUGAGCAGGGUGAAGAGCUUGACUAAUAACGGUUCAAGCACUGCAGGUGUUGAGAGAAGACAGCGCUCCAAAUCCUGUGAUCAAGGUGUAGCAUUGCCCCAUGGAAGUGCCCUGCCCCAGGGAAGCGCCCCGCCCCAGGGAAGUGCCCUGCCCCAGGGAAGCGCCCUGCCUUAUCACACAAAUAACCAUGGUAACCAUUCUGCACCCAUGAACAUGAACAACGGAAGUCGAGCACUUGUCGCAGUGGCUGAUACUGGUGCACAGAACUCUAGCACUGCGGGCUUAGCCUGAACACAGCGCACCACACAACAUGUGCUUGACCUUCAGUCUGAUCCAAUGAAACUCGAAGGAUAUUGCUCCCAAAGAUCAUCAAAUGUUUCGCAUCUUCAGCAGCUUUUCAAGUGACCCCUUACCAUAUCUGCUUGAGCCUUGAACCAAAGUUAAUUUUCAGAUGUGUAGUACUGUUGACAAAUUUGCUAGAUUUUCGGAAAUCGGACGUAAUUUCAAGCACCGUUCCCGUGCCCUCUUUUCUGGUGAUAAGCAAUUGAAACACUACCAUGUUAACUAUUUGAUUGAUUUAUCCACCUUGAAAACAUAGCAAGUGUGUAUAAAUUA
Sycon ciliatum is the source of this 4571-nucleotide messenger RNA. RefSeq lists its product as uncharacterized. Lineage: Eukaryota; Metazoa; Porifera; Calcarea; Leucosolenida; Sycettidae. The coding region runs from base 519 to 4247 and encodes 1242 amino acids. Gene Ontology annotation, biological process: regulation of apoptotic process. The transcript has 14 exons. The record is from RefSeq and is a predicted model, not a curated record.